AUGCAGCUUCUCAGCAACAAUCAAGUCGAACCAAGACCUAUAAAUGGCGGACUACCACAAUUGGGCAAUUUGAAACGCCAUUUGAGAAGAGCCGAAGAUGACAUAAAUCGAAUAGUGCCAAAUAAGGAUUUUGAUGGGAUCGCGGUGAUUGAUAUCGAAUCAUUUCGACCGACGUGGCAAUUGAGUUGGGGAAAAUUCGAGAUUUAUAAACAUGAAUCAAUGAAAUUGGUACGUGCCGAAUAUCCGGAUUGGCCGGAGCAAUUAGUAGCGAAAAAGGCAAAAGAGGACUACGAGACAGCUUGCAAAUUGUUUUUCGUUGAGAGUCUUCGAUUGGCGAAACGAUUGCGGCCGAAUGCCAAAUGGGGAUUCUAUUUGUUCCCGAAGUGCAAUGGAGACGUUGGACAGAAGAAUAGCACCGAAUGCGAAUUGAAUUUCAGAAAGUAUAAUGAUCAAUUGAAGUGGUUGUGGCUCGAAUCAUCAGCAUUAUUCCCAUCGAUCUACCUUUACCCACAACACAAAAAUAUUCCAAAACAGAAUUUCAUUACAAAUGCGCCAAAUUUGUAUGCAAGUACCGGUGUUGGAAUGGAAAUGCGAGUCGAGAACAUUGUGAUUUGGAGCUCCAGCGCUCGAAUGAAUGAGCGAUGCGAUUCGCUGAAACGCUAUGUCGACAAUACACUUGGACCAUUUGUUCGAUUUAUUCGAAUCAAAAUGAGGAAUUGUCGAAAAUAUGAAUGCAGCUCAGUCGGCGAAUGUUUGUUUUCCCUCAAACAACAAUCAAUUAAUAUAGAACAUGAAGAUUCUGAGAAUGAGAAUUCGGAAUACGACAACCAUUUGGCGAUUAUUGAUGCGAGCAGAGCUCAAAGGACAAAGCUCAUUGAUUUGGACGCUCAUCUCGAAAUUACUGCCAAUGACAUUAUAACGAAAAUUCCCGAUGAAAAUUUCAAUGGAAUCGCCAUUUUUGAUAUCGAGGAAUUUCGGCCAAUGUGGCUAUUAAGUUGGGGCAAUUUUCAGGUUUAUAAACGGGAAUCAAUCAAAUUGGUAGCCGAAAAAUAUCCAUGGUGGACUCAGAAAAUGAUUGAGAAAUUGGCUCAACAGGAGUAUGAUGAAGCAUGCAAAACAAUAUUUCUGGAAACGUUGAGAUUGGGAAAAAGGUUGCGUCCAAAUGCGAAAUGGGGCUUCUAUUUAUUCCCGAAAUGCAAUGAUGAUGUUGGAGAGAAUUCGCAAAGAGAUUGCUCGAAAUUAUUCCAAGCCUAUAACGAUGAUUUAUAUUGGCUUUGGAAAGAAACUACUGCUCUAUUUCCUUCGAUUUAUAUCUAUAAUAAACAUCGAGAAGCAUCGUGGUAUAAUUUUAUUCGAAAUACGGCGCUCCUUAAAGAAACUGAACGGGUCCGAAACGUCUAUUCACCGAACUCUGAGAUUCAUGUAUUCUCGAAAAUCGAAUAUGACCCGUACGGAAGGAAUUUUGCCGAUUUCUACUCGAAAGAAGACUUGCUAGCAAGUUUGGAGACAGCGAUGCGUCUGAAUGUCGAUAGUGUUGUUCUGUGGUCGACGAGUACAAAUAUGAGGCAUCGGUGUGAAUUUAUACGAGAAUUCGUCGAUGAAACUCUCGGACCAUUCAUUCGAAUUGCCAAUCGAAAAUUAGAUAAAUGCCGAGUUGAACGGUGUAGUACACACGGAGAAUGCUAUAUGGAAUAUAGUGAAAUGUAUCCAAGUCAUCAUCACUUUUUUUGUCGAUGCGAUUCACCGUAUUCUGGCAAAUAUUGCGAAUAUCUGAAUCAAUUCCAACAGGAAGAGUCAUCAUACGAUUCACCGAGUCAAUGGUUUAUGAACAAUUGA
Caenorhabditis bovis is the source of this 1836-nucleotide messenger RNA. NCBI's taxonomy places the organism in Eukaryota, Metazoa, Nematoda, Chromadorea, Rhabditida, Rhabditidae. The record is from the annotation of a GenBank genome assembly.